Cooperia oncophora is the source of this 1428-nucleotide messenger RNA. The record is from the annotation of a GenBank genome assembly. NCBI's taxonomy places the organism in Eukaryota, Metazoa, Nematoda, Chromadorea, Rhabditida, Trichostrongylidae.
AUGUUAUUUGUGAUUGCAAAAGAACAUGUGGUCCUCAUAGACAGAAUUUAUUUUGAAGGCUGUCUGGGUCUGCAGAGGUUUCGGACCAACCGUUUCGACAAGGAUGGGGAGACUGGCGUGUUCACGCUGUGGGAGGGAGUUGUACCGUUGUUUGCAUUGAGAUCAUUCUCACCUAAAGACCGACGAGGACCGGGCUACAAUGACGAUCCACGACACCCCGGCAACGAGUGUCCGAUGUUGGACGAAGGGUGGGACGAAGCGCGUGUGUUUGGAGUGUCGAUGUCAUAUGAAAGGACGUUCCGAUGGAAAAUCGCUCAGUUCCGCUAUUUGUGUUUGUCCAAUAGCGUACCGAAUCACGUAAAGAUCACAGUGUCUCGCACCAAUGUGUUUGAGGAUUCCUACCAGGAAAUUAUGCGGAAGAAUGCUGUUGACCUCAGGCGCAGACUGUAUAUACAGUUCAGAGGAGAGGAAGGACUCGAUUAUGGAGGGGUUGCCAGGGAAUGGUUUUUCUUGCUCUCGCAUGAGGUACUAAAUCCGAUGUACUGCCUAUUUAUGUAUGCUGGUAACAGCAACUAUAGCCUUCAAAUCAAUCCGGCUUCAUUUGUAAAUCCUGAUCACUUGAAGUACUUUGAAUAUAUUGGAAGAUUCAUUGCUAUGGCUCUCUUCCAUGGAAAGUUUAUCUACUCGGGCUUUACUAUGCCAUUCUACAAGAAGAUGCUCAGCAAGAAAAUCGCCUUGAAAGAUAUCGAGCAGGUUGACACGGAGUUUUAUAAUUCUGUAAUGUGGAUCAAAGACAACAAUAUCGAUGAGUGCCAAAUGGAGCUGUAUUUUGUCGCUGAUUAUGAACUGCUUGGCGAGCUGAAAACACAUGAAUUGAAACCUGGUGGAACGGAUAUUCCCGUUACCGAAGCAAACAAGCUUGAGUAUAUCCAGCUGCUGGUUGAAUGGCGCUUUAACAGAGGUGUGGAGCAGCAGACGAAGGCGUUUUUCACGGGCUUCAAUUCGGUGUUUCCCCUUGAGUGGUUGCAGUAUUUCGAUGAGAGGGAGUUGGAGCUGCUGCUCUGCGGUAUGCAGGAUGUUGAUGUAGACGACUGGCAGAGGAACACAGUGUAUCGUCAUUACGCACCUCAAAGCAAGCAGGUGGUUUGGUUCUGGCAGUGGGUGAGAAAUCUCGAUCAGGAGAAGCGUGCUCGUCUUCUGCAGUUUGUCACUGGCACAUGUCGCGUUCCAGUCGGUGGUUUCUCGGAAUUAAUGGGUAGUACUGGACCGCAGUUGUUCUGUAUAGAGCGUGUCGGAAAGGAAAAUUGGCUACCGCGAUCGCACACAUGUUUUAAUCGUCUUGACUUGCCACCAUAUAGGAGUUAUGAGCAGUUGUCUGAAAAGUUGAACAUGGCGAUAGAAAUGACAGAGGGUUUUGGGAAUGAGUAA